Naegleria gruberi is the source of this 1382-nucleotide messenger RNA. Its product is annotated as N-acyl-phosphatidylethanolamine-hydrolyzing phospholipase D-like protein. NCBI's taxonomy places the organism in Eukaryota, Heterolobosea, Eutetramitea, Acrasida, Naegleriidae. The transcript has a single exon. The coding region runs from base 1 to 1323 and encodes 440 amino acids. The record is from RefSeq and is a predicted model, not a curated record. Gene Ontology annotation, cellular component: cytoplasm. Gene Ontology annotation, molecular function: zinc ion binding; N-acylphosphatidylethanolamine-specific phospholipase D activity.
AUGGGACAACAAGCAAGCCAUCAACAACCAUCUUUAUCAGCAAAUGAUGAAACUACUACUCAAAUUAUAGGAUCAUGUAUUGAAAAACAAAUGGAGGAAAAUAAGUAUUCAUACAAACACUAUGUAGAACAAGUUAGAAGGGAUAAUAACUAUUCAAAUACAAUACCUUCUCAUUGGAUUGUAAAAAAUGAUGGUAAAUUAACUGAAUUUCAAUAUCCAUACGAAGGGUUUAAAUCAGCUUCUACAACGGAUGUUAUAAAAUUUCAAAGAGAAAUGGCAAAGAACAAACCACAAAUUCCUUCCGAUACAGAACUUCCACAAAUCAAACCAAAUACGGAUCUUUUAUUCAAUCCUGAUAUUCGAUCAGUCAAAGGUGACAAUAAUGUUACUCCACAAGUAACUUGGAUUGGACAUUCUACAUUUUUAAUUCAAUACAGAGGUGUAAAUAUUCUCACAGAUCCUGUAUUUUCAGAAAGAUGCAGUCCUUCACAAUAUUUUGGUCCUUCACGCAUAAAACCCCUUCCAAUAGAUAUUGAAAAUCUUCCAACAAUUCAUUACAUAAUUAUCUCACAUAAUCACUAUGAUCACCUUGAUUAUAAUGCACUCAUUAAGAUUCAACAACAUCAUGAUCCAAUAAUUUUACUUCCAUUGAGAAUGAAAUAUUCAUGGAUGGAAAAAUUUUAUCAGGAAAAGAACCACAAGGAAUUGAGCAGUUUGAAACUAGUGGAAUUGGAUUGGUGGAAAUCUGUUAGUUUUAACACAUCUAUGAAACACAAAACUGAUUCUCAAUUGAAAUUUGAUUCUAAUAUUACCUUCACAUUCCUUCCAGCUCAGCAUUGGUCAUUGCGAUCAGGUUUCGAUAAAAAUGAGGCAUUGUGGGGAUCUUGGGGUGUUGAAUUCCAAUUUAUCAAAGAUCAUGAUAACAUUGAAACAGUACAGAAUGUUGAUACAAUUGAACAAGAAAAGAUUAGAAAGUUCAAAUUAUGGUUUGCUGGUGAUACCGGUUAUUCUUCUGAAUGUUUUACAGAAAUAGGUAAUAGAUAUGGCCCAAUUGACAUGUCAUUUAUUCCAAUUGGAGCUUAUGAACCUAGGUGGAUGAUGAAACCACAACACAUUAACCCAGAAGAGGCUGUACAGAUUGCUCUAGAUGUCAAAUCAAAAAAACAAAUUGGUAUGCACUGGGGAACUUUCAUUUUAACCACUGAGCCAAUAAUGCAACCAAAGAUUGAUUUGGAAAGCAAUUUGGAGAAGAGAGGAUUAGAUAAAUCCUUCUUUGAAACAAUGAAUCAUGGAUCUACAAAUAUUUGGGAAAGUACUGAAUAAUUUUGAAACGAGCAACUUGUUGCAUAAUUUAUUGUAAAUAAAUUGUAAAUAUAUUAUCU